CAUCACGAGACUGCACCAUGAGUGGACCCUGGUGGAAAUUCCACCAUGCUACGCAAGCCAGUGCACAGCCCCUUGCCCCAUAAAUUGAGGGGCUGCRGACACUGUCAGUGUCACACAGCAGAGGCUUCCAAGCUACCCUUGCCUGCUCCAGCUCCAGCCACCACCUCUCUGCCGACAUGAAGGUGUCUCUGGUUGUCCUCGCCAUCCUCAUCGCUGCCUUCUGCUACCAGACCUCUGCAGCUCCACUUGGUUCUGACCCACCGACAUCMUGCUGCUUCUCCUACAUCUCCCGGCAGCUGCCCCGCAGCUUCGUGAAGGAUUACUUCGAAACCAACAGCCAAUGUUCCCAGCCUGCUGUCGUAUUUAUCACCAGGAGGGGCCGGGAAGUCUGUGCCAACCCCGCGGAGGAMUGGGUGCAGCAGUACGUGAAUGAGCUGGAGCUGAACUGAAGUCCUGGACAGAUCCAGCUGCUCCGUGGCCCCAGCUGACAGGAUGGACAAGCAGGACCAGCUGGGRUCCCUCGGAAGUGCUUCAAUGUCAUUUAGAGCUAGCUGAGAAACUGAAAACAUUCCAGAAUGCAACUUAAUGUUAUGCUAUUUAUUUUUUUUUAUAGGGGAGGGAUCAGGUGCAAUAAUUCUGAAAUAGCAAAUAAUUUCAUUUAAUAGAUACAUAUUUUUAAAAUGUAGMUUCAGGUUAUAUUUUCUGUAUUUAAUUAACUGUAUUUUUGACAUAAGAUUCAAU
Molecule: messenger RNA, 741 nt
Organism: Malurus melanocephalus (red-backed fairy wren)
Lineage: Eukaryota; Metazoa; Chordata; Aves; Passeriformes; Maluridae
Product: C-C motif chemokine 4 homolog
Exons: 3
Coding region: 177-449 (90 amino acids)
Biological process (GO): cellular response to interleukin-1; monocyte chemotaxis; neutrophil chemotaxis
Cellular component (GO): extracellular region
Molecular function (GO): CCR chemokine receptor binding; chemokine activity
Source: RefSeq, a predicted model, not a curated record